Molecule: messenger RNA, 557 nt
Organism: Prunus avium (sweet cherry)
Lineage: Eukaryota; Viridiplantae; Streptophyta; Magnoliopsida; Rosales; Rosaceae
Biological process (GO): mRNA splicing, via spliceosome
Cellular component (GO): U2 snRNP; precatalytic spliceosome
Source: RefSeq, a predicted model, not a curated record
AUAGUAUAUUUAGAGUCGCUUCCAUAGCGGGUUGCAUUUUCAGAGCCGUUUUCAAAACGCUGUGAAUCUCUCUCUGUGAUUCAGUUUGGCUGGUUAAGCUUCUUCUCGGUGCAGCCAAUAUGCAGGCCAGUGAUAGGUUCAAUAUCAAUUCCCAGCUUGAGCACCUUCAAGCCAAAUACGUCGGAACCGGGCAUGCCGACUUGAACAGAUAUGAGUGGGCCGUGAAUAUUCAGCGUGAUAGCUACGCAUCCUACGUUGGCCACUAUCCCAUUCUUGCAUACUUUGCUCUUGCCGAGAAUGAAUCAAUUGGAAGAGAACGCUACAACUUUAUGCAGAAAAUGCUUUUGCCUUGUGGUCCUCCCCCAGAGAGAGAAGAUGAUUGACCACACUGUCGUAAGGACUCCGUUUAUGAUUACCAUACACUCUGGUUAUAUGUACUGGAUUUGCCCACAUUUGUACGUUUAGCUUUCAAGUUUGGGUCUGUGCGGAAGUGAUGCUUCAUUGUAAAACUAAUUUCUAGGAAAUGCUAUAUUUUGCUGUGGAAUGUAUUCAAUAUA